Molecule: messenger RNA, 1371 nt
Organism: Arachis ipaensis
Lineage: Eukaryota; Viridiplantae; Streptophyta; Magnoliopsida; Fabales; Fabaceae
Source: RefSeq, a predicted model, not a curated record
AUGUCUUCUCGCAAGAAUACUGUUGAGACGUCCUCCAAGGUCCCUGAGGAGAUGGUUAAAAAUAAUGACUCCAUGAGGGCCUUUAAGAAUGCGAGAAAGGCUACAGCUGCUCAGAACAUCUCAUCUAAAGCUGCAGGGGAGGGAUCUUCUCAAGUUCCUCCUAAGAAGCCGAUCUCAAGCUUUGCUGGGCCGAGAAGGAUGAUUCCCACUCCUCAUGUUCAUUUGGUUGAUCCUCCCCAGACCUCUGCUGCUACUUCUUCUCGUACUGUUGGCCUGAGGAUUAUUCCUGACCCCAGGAUUCUGUGUGCCUUAUUUGGUGAAUAUGUUGAUGAACUUAAUCGAUUUUUGUCCUCUGGUUCUAUUCCACAUGGAGUUAGUGUAUCCCAAUCCAUUGGCAUUGUUGGCUCUGGAAAAAAUAUCGGAAUAGAAGAAGACUUUAUGAAGCUCACACCUAGGUGUACUGCGAAGUCGCUUGAUGAUAACAACCGGGCUGAAACUUUUGUUGUACUAGCGAAAAUAGCUGAAAUAGUUGAGGAUGGCCCUUGGUGGUACUCUGCUUGUGUGUGUGGCAGAGUUGUUAACCUUAGGCCAGUCUUUAUGUGCAUCUUAAAAAAAUCCAAGUUUAGAGUGAAGGUGUUGGUUGAGGAUUCCACUGGUGUUUUUAUUUUUGUCCUCUUUGAUCGUGAGGCAAGUUACCUACUGAAUAAGACUUGUGCUCACUUGUUUGAACAAUAUCUUAAGGAUGUUGAUGUUGUGUUUGGCACACAGUCUCCUCCUAUAUUCCAAGAAAUUGUUGAAAAAACUAUGUUGUUCAAGGUUCUUAGUAGGCCUGUUGGGAUGGAAAAAUUCAAAGGGACUUAUCCAGUGAGGCGUAUUUGUGAUGAUGCUGCAAUAGUUGGAAUGUUUGAGCUCUCUGGUUCAUAUUUGAGUCCCGAAAAGGCUGAGUUUAUACCAAAAGGAGAAGGAUCAUUUGGGGAAUCCUCUAAAGUUAUCAAAUCACCAAAUUUGGGAUUGACUCCUUCCAGCUGCUCUGAGCUCUUUGCUGGUUCGCCUCAAUGUACCCAAAAGGAAUCAAGUGUUGUUGACUUGGGAGUUGAUGAAGAUGCUAAGGUUCCAUGCUUCCAAGAAAGUCUGUUUAAUGCUGUCAUGGAUAAGUUAAAUGAAGUGGAUAAUUCUGAAAAUUCAUGUGAUGAAGUUGAUGAAAGUGAAGAGGCGUAUGUGGUUGGCCUUAAUCGAGGCUCUCUUAAUGAUGAGAAAGAUGUGAAGCCUUUGUUGAAGAGGUUGAGAAGAUCCUUGAGGCUGCAAUUUGAUGAAGCUGAUGAGUCUCGUGGCUCGGGGAAUGAUGGCUCCUCUGGACAGGGGGUUAAUUGA